GGAGAGAAUUUUGCCCCCAACGCGUCAGAGCGUGGUGAACCUGGUGACAGCGCGCCGCUGGAGCCAGCUGCGACGCUCCCGGCACGCCCUGCGCCACCCGGGCCGGAAGUGAGUGAGCACUUCCGGCCGCCAUCCCCGCGGCCCYGACACCGCGGCGCUCUCCCUGUCCCGGCUCGUUCCUGCCAUCAUGAAGGAUGUCCCGGGCUUCUUGCAGCAGAGCCAGAGCUCCGGGCCCGGCCAGGCAGCCGUGUGGCACCGUCUGGAGGAGCUCUACACGAAGAAGUUAUGGCAUCAGCUGACACUUCAAGUGCUUGAUUUUGUGCAGGAUCCAUGCUUUGCCCAAGGAGAUGGUCUCAUUAAACUUUAUGAAAACUUCAUCAGUGAAUUUGAACACAGGGUGAACCCUUUGUCCCUSGUAGAAAUAAUUCUUCAUGUGGUGAGACAAAUGACUGAUCCUAAUGUGGCUCUUACAUUUCUGGAAAAGACUCGUGAGAAGGUGAAAAGCAGCGAUGAGGCAGUGAUCCUGUGUAAAACAGCAAUCGGAGCUUUGAAGUUAAACAUUGGGGACCUGCAGGUCACCAAGGAAACAAUUGAAGAUGUUGAAGAAAUGCUCAACAACCUGCCUGGUGUGACAUCAGUUCACAGUCGUUUCUACGAUCUCUCAAGUAAAUACUAUCAAACAAUCGGAAACCAUGCAUCCUACUACAAAGAUGCCCUGCGGUUUCUGGGCUGUGUCGAUAUCAAGGAUCUGCCAGUGUCUGAGCAGCAGGAGAGAGCCUUCACACUGGGACUUGCAGGACUUCUUGGAGAGGGGGUUUUUAACUUUGGAGAGCUCCUCAUGCACCCUGUGCUGGAGUCCCUGAGGAGCACAGACCGGCAGUGGCUGAUCGACACUCUCUAUGCCUUUAACAGUGGUGAUGUAGACAGGUUCCAGACUCUGAAGACUGCCUGGGGCCAGCAGCCUGACUUAGCAGCCAAUGAGGCACAGCUUCUGAGGAAGAUCCAGCUCUUGUGCCUGAUGGAGAUGACUUUCACACGACCUGCCAACCACAGACAGCUCACUUUUGAAGAAAUUGCCAAAAAUGCUAAAAUCACAGUGAACGAGGUGGAGCUGCUGGUGAUGAAGGCUCUCUCGGUGGGGCUGGUGAGGGGCAGCAUAGACGAGGUGGACAAGCGAGUGCACAUGACCUGGGUGCAGCCCCGAGUGCUGGAUUUGCAGCAGAUCAAGGGAAUGAAGGACCGCCUGGAAUUCUGGUGCACAGAUGUGAAGAGCAUGGAGAUGCUAGUGGAGCACCAGGCCCAUGACAUCCUCACCUAGCACCCUGGUGCCCUGUGGUCCCACCUCACCUGGGAGGCACUUCUGUGGCCCUGAAGCUGGAACAAAGAUCUGCCUUGAAUUGGGGUGUGGAUUUGGAUCCUGUUGGCAAUAGGGACUACUCACUGUAAAAAUGGUGGACUGUCAUUUAUGGGAGCCCAGCCACAGGGGAAGGCUCUUAGGUGGGGGUGUCUUAACCUGCAGUGGGGUAGGGGUCUCCAGGCCUCAGGAGGGAGGGCAAAAGUGAGUGGGAAAGCUCUCAAGUCUGCAAACACCCCAAGGUGGGUCUCUGUCCCAUCCACCCAUGUGUGCAUAUUUUCCAGUGCAUUCAGGAUGUUUCUGUAAUAAACGCCUUCACUUUACCCUG
Messenger RNA from Urocitellus parryii (Arctic ground squirrel), 1682 nucleotides. It is a transcript of the gene Psmd13, whose product is annotated as proteasome 26S subunit, non-ATPase 13. Gene Ontology annotation, molecular function: structural molecule activity. Gene Ontology annotation, cellular component: cytosol; proteasome regulatory particle, lid subcomplex; nucleus. Lineage: Eukaryota; Metazoa; Chordata; Mammalia; Rodentia; Sciuridae. The record is from RefSeq and is a predicted model, not a curated record. Gene Ontology annotation, biological process: ubiquitin-dependent protein catabolic process.